AUGAACAAGAGCACGUCAGCUGAGGCACAGCGAGAGUUUGCAUUCGAAGCACUUUUCAUGCAUAAAUUCAAUCAUCCAAAUAUAGUACGACUCCAUUGGAUACAAUGGGAUCCUCCCCGACUUCGAAUAAUCCUAGAGCUAAUGGAAGGUGGAGACUUGCGGUCGUUCUUGAGAGAUGCUCGACCAACACAAGAACACGCAAACCCUUUCGAUCUCAGUAUGCUGGACAUAGUGAACAUUUCGUUAGAUAUAGCUCGAGGAUGUGAAGAGCUGAACCGCCAGAAGUACAUUCAUAGGGAUCUCGCAGCUCGAAAUUGUCUCCUUACCGAAAGGGGUCCGAACAGGAGAGCAAAAAUAGGCGACUUCGGCAUGGCCAGGGAUAUUUAUGAAAACAAUUACUACCGUAAGGGUGGAAGAGCUAAGCUGCCGGUAAGGUGGAUGCCGCCAGAAGCAUUUCUAGAUGGAUUGUUUACAACACAAACUGAUGUCUGGUCGUUCGGGAUAUUUAUGAGUGCGUUUCAUUCCUGUGAGAAUAUCGGCUGCUCAAGAGAUGAUGCAAGUGCUUUCAGAAACAAUUACUACCGUAAGGGUGGAAGAGCUAAGCUGCCGGUAAGGUGGAUGCCG
Strongylus vulgaris is the source of this 624-nucleotide messenger RNA. NCBI's taxonomy places the organism in Eukaryota, Metazoa, Nematoda, Chromadorea, Rhabditida, Strongylidae. The record is from the annotation of a GenBank genome assembly.